Acanthoscelides obtectus is the source of this 1676-nucleotide messenger RNA. The record is from the annotation of a GenBank genome assembly. NCBI's taxonomy places the organism in Eukaryota, Metazoa, Arthropoda, Insecta, Coleoptera, Chrysomelidae.
GACGAUUGCAAGCGGAUAUAGGAAGCAUGCAGUCAAAGAAACAAGGUAUUAUAAGAUCGGCCGAAUCUCUCGAGGGAGAGAUCAAAGAACAGGAAGAUAGGAGGAGCAAGUUGGAAGAAAGAAUAAGUAAGGUCAGAAUGGCUAGGACUCAGCUGAGUAGCAAACUAGACGAACUAAGUUCCGCAGCCGAACCUGAAGUACAAAAUGUGCAUUACCUGGAGCAAGAGUUAGAUGAGUUGAAGACGUUCGAAACCGAGAAAACGGCGGAAUUGGAUCAGCUGAAUGCUGAAUCUAAACGAAUCAAAACAUCAAUAAUGGCUGAAGAAGAAAAAUUAAAACAGUUAGGUCGAUCAACAGAAGAGUAUGACAAUAGGAUACAAUCAUUACAGAAUGAAGUUAAGGAAAGCCGUUCGCAGUUGCAAAGAAUAUCCAGCAGUGAUGAAUUUGACAAAAGGCGGAUAGCGGAAUAUAAAGAGAAGUUGAAAACCGCCAAGGAACAAGAAUCGUUGUGUAUGGAUACGUUGAAAAAAUUGGAGGAAGGUGCCAUUAAAGUCGGUGAUAGGAUAUCAGAUUUAAGGCAAGUCGAAAGGAUCACGAAUGAAAUAAAUCGGACAAAGCAUCGAAUAGAGAGCAUUGAAACGGAUACGGGCAAUAUAAAUGCCGUCAAAAAGAGAUAUAAGGAAUUGGAGGAGAAGCAAAGAAAUUGCACUGAAUUGAUCAGCUGCUUGCAAACUGACAUAAAAGAAUUGAAGACGGCAUUAGAACAGAGAAAGUCUUACUAUCAAAAGACAGAAAAAUAUUUUAUUACGACAAUAAAAUGUUAUUUCGCAAAGAUACUAGAAUCGAGGCAGUUCAAGGGAUAUAUGGACAUAAAAAUGAAAGAAGAAACGUUGGAGUUGGUAGUUCAACCGCAACAUGGCUCGCAGGGAGUCACCACCACAGCAAAUCUGUCUGGUGGCGAGAGGUCUUUUUCAACUGUUGCAUUCCUCUAUUCUCUGUGGCAGUGCAUGGAAUUUCCAUUUUACUUUCUUGACGAAUUUGACGUGUAUAUGGACAAAUUGAAUCGGACCAAGGUGAUAGACAUCCUGGUCAAUCAUGCGAAAUCCAGGCCACAACUACAAUUUGUAUUUUUAACUCCGCAAGAUGUGUCGUUUAUCAGCAAGGAUGUAUCCAUUCUAAGGUCGCACGGUCUUAGAAGAACAUAUCGGCAGUUCUGCUUAUCGACGUAACCGUUCAGUUGAGAAUUUGCCUCACCAGAGAAGAUGAUUUUCUUCGAGAAAUCCGCAUCAAUUUGGUGGUGCUCCAACGCCCAAUCAACGAAUUCACGGCGCUGCGUUCUUGCUUGCUUGCAAGCGAGAUCUUUUAUCACAAUUCGGUGCAGAGUAGGUCUGGCUUGCCGACCCAGAGAGAAUCCAAGCAGAAUGAACAUAUUUCCAAUUACUGCGUAUGUUUCAGACUUCGCAGUGUGAUAGUUUACGCCCUUUUCUAUGUAUAUUUUAUAAGUACCUUAUUUUUUUAUUUGUAAGGACUCCAAAGAAUAUAUUUGUUACAUCCAUAUGAAUUAUAAAAAAUAGUUUUAUAAAUGUUCGCAUACUUAUCCUUUAAGCAAAUUGCUCAGGAAACGUUUGCUGUUAAAAGUUGUACCAGUGUUUCGUUCAUUAAAUUAUUUUGUAUUA